This is a messenger RNA of Labrus bergylta (ballan wrasse), 3280 nucleotides long. Its product is annotated as sushi domain-containing protein 2. NCBI's taxonomy places the organism in Eukaryota, Metazoa, Chordata, Actinopteri, Labriformes, Labridae. The record is from RefSeq and is a predicted model, not a curated record.
UGAUUAAACAGAGGUUCUGCAGUGGUUGAAGGGCCAAAGUUUAAAUGCUGAGAAUAUAUAACUGGGAGAAAAUCUUAAGACAGGUCCAGAGAAAAACCUGUCAAGAUGGAAAGAUUGACCACAGUCUUAUUUGUCGCUCUGGUUUUAUUUAUCUGCAGGACAUCAGGACUGUCAUGUGAAAUUGGAUGUGGGGAAACAUUUCCCGAAUGCUCAUGUUCCUCAACAUGCACGUCUCUGGGAACCUGCUGUACCGACUAUAAAGAGUACUGUGUGGAUAUCCUUCCAUACUCUGGGUCCAUUCUGGGUGGGACUGAUUUUAUGCUACUGGAAGCAAGUUUCAAUAAGACUUCCCACAUUGUGUGCAGGUUCAACAGUAAUACAGACACUGUGGGUUAUGUGGAUGAAAGUGGUAGAGGCCAUUGUAUCUCCCCAUUGUUAUUCGAGACUGGAUGGGUUCCUUUUCAAGUCUCCUCUGAUAACGGCACCACAUUCAGCAGAGACGGAUCCUGGCUCUCAGUUCAUACUGGGAAGUUAGAUGCUAAGUUUAAGGCGAUUCUGGUCAACUCUACAAAAUGGCAGUACUAUGGUACUCCUGAUGUUGGAGGUGUUCUGGAGAUGACGUGGAAUACCUCGUUGGUCAGAGCCGAGAGGGUGAACAUAGAGCUGUGGGGGUACAGAGAGACAGGAAAAGCUUAUACAGACACCUGGCAGAGUGAGUGGGCAUAUCUGUACUCACUUGCUAGGAAUCACACCAACAACGGCUCCUUUAGCUUUCUGCCCAAACCAGCAGAAAAUGGCUUUUCAAGUUGGGAGCUAGGUUCUGUACGUGUCAGCCCCAGCUGCUACAAGGAUGGCAUGUGGAAUGUACAGGCUGCAUGGACCGAGGAUCACGCUCUGGCCUGGCAUCUGGAGGAGAAGUUCAGGCAGAACUCCACAAUUUGGGCUUUAGACAAAUGUUUAGCAUGGGAUAAACUGGAAAAUCAGCUGCCUAACUUCCUCGAUGACAUCAUCGACUGCCCCUGCACUCUGGCUCAAGCCAGAGCCGACACAGGGAGGUUUCAUACUGAUUACGGCUGUGAUAUAGAGAAAGGGAGUGUGUGCACCUACCAUCCUGGCAGCGUUCAUUGUGUGAGAGCCAUACAAGCCAGCCUCACAUACGCAGCAGGACAGCAGUGCUGCUAUGACAGCACUGGCGCUCAGGUCCUCACAUCAGACUCGAUUGGGGGCAGCACUCCAGACCGAGCACACGACUGGGGAUCUCCUCCAUUCAAGAAGCCACCUCGAGUUCCUGGUCAGUCCCACUGGGUGUACGAUGUGCUCAGCUUCUACUACUGCUGCCUCUGGUCCGACAACUGCAACUACUACUUCAAACACCGGCCGUCCAGUGACUGCAGGCGCUACAGGGCGCCCAAGUCAGCUGUGGUGUUUGGAGAUCCCCACUUCAUAACAUUCAACGGUGUCAACUACUCCUUCAACGGCAAAGGGGAGUACACUUUGGUGUCCUCAGAGAAGAAACAUCUGACAAUCCAAGGCAGAACGGAGCCAGUGAAUGGAACCUUUAUAAAAGCAACAAAGUUGACAUCUGUGGCCAUGCGAGAAGCAGACUCUGAUGUGAUUGAGGUGCGGCUGGUCGCGGGUCACAAAGGCCUGGAAGUGUUGCAGAAUCAGAAAACCCUCCCGUUUACUGAGCAGAGCUGGAUGGACCUGCAUGGUGUGUUUGUCUUUUCCCCCGCCUCGACAAAUGUGACUGUGAUGUUUUCCUCUGGAGCUGGGGUGGAAGUGCGACUGAGAGAGGGAACCAUGACCACCACCGUGCUCCUGCCCGAGGAGUUCAGAAACUCCACUGUAGGAUUGUUGGGACGGAUGAACAACGACCCUAAGGAUGACCUCGCACUCAGCAACGGGCAGCUUGUGCGGAACCACAGCAAUCCUGAGGAGCUGUUCAGCUUCGGAGCAAGCUGGGCUGUCUUCAACAGGUCUGCUUUGUUCACUUAUGACUCUGAAUAUCUUUUGGAACAAUACCGCUCUGGUCCUAGACAUGACCUGAGUUUUCUUCCAGUGUUUUCUGUCCCUGAGAAUCCAGAUGAUCCUUUAGCCAAUCAGGCAUCAGAGAUCUGCUCUGGAGAGGGCUCACAGUUCUGCAGGUACGAUAUCCUGGUUGGCCGUAGUGCAAGCAUGGGAAAUGCUACCAGAGUAUCUUUCCAAAGUUACAUUUCUCUAGCUCAGGAUCUAAAGCAAGUUGUUUCCUGUGGAUGGCUGAGGCCACCAGAUAAUGGUAAGAAGGAGGGGACCACAUACUUACAAGGAGCGAAGGUGCAGUUUUCCUGCGAUGACGGCUACACUCUCAAAGGAUCCGCAGAGCGCGUGUGCCUGGGGAGCGGCUUAUGGUCUGGAGCAGAGACAAGCUGCGUGAUUCCCAGUAACAUUGCAGGAAUUGUAGCAGGUUCAGUCAUUGGAGCUCUUGCACUGAUUGCCAUCAUAGUAACAGUGGUACUCUACACCAAAAAACAGAAAAGAAAAACGAAAAGGUCUGUGGAAGCUGCGAAAACUGAAUUCUAAAUGAAUCCCUAGCUUUAUUUAUAUUUUGACUUCACCUACUAAAUAAAUGAAAAGAUUGUCUUAUGAUGAGCACUUAUUUUUGCUUUUCAAAUUAAUAAAAAAAAAGAAAAACUUAAAAAUCAAGGCAUGCUUAUAGGCAAAGACAAAAUGAUACGAAAGAGAUGUUUACAAAGGUUAGAAUAGAAUAGAAUAGAAUAGAAUAGAAUUACUUUAUUGAUUCCAAACUGGGAAAUUGUGGCGUUACAGUAGGAGGUUAUCCAACACACAAUAUGAGUAAACUACAGCAGCAGGUUAUCCAACACACAAUAUGAGUAAAAAUAUGAGUUCCUACACAGUUCAGAAGUAACUCCAUUAUCUCUUACAUGGCAGAAAAGUUUUGUUGCACUGAUGUUUAUAAAGUUAACCGAAGUCACAUGGGAUCACACCCACCAGGCCGGAAUCACAAACAUACAGUCCUUUCAGUUAGCUAACACUAACAGACUUACGUCCUGUAAACAGGUGAAUCCUCAAUGAUGCCACCUUGUUGCUGCUUAACACUCCACUAUUAUUCAUGUCAAACAAAUGUAUUGAAGGAAAACUCAGCUUUUCAUGUGAAAUAUUUGAAACAUUAAAGUGAUAUAAACUGAACUCUGCACUGUGUUAUGUCUGCAUCUUGUCAUCAGAAACUGGUAAAUGUUGCUCUAUUGUUGCAAUUUUUGUCAUUAAAGUUUUUUCAAAUACA